UCAUACCUAGUUUCACCAUUCAUACUUUCAAUCUUCCAAAACCUUAACAGAAUACUGAAGAAGAAAGCAGCCAUGAAUCCUGAGUCUAGUGAGUCCGUCAAUCCUCUUCUGGAUAUAGACAGCUGGCUUGACUUCUGCCAGAGCAGAGGAGGAUUAAUGGAGGAUCAUCUGGAUACAGAGUUGAUGAAUAUUAUCAAUAGUAACAACAACCACCACCGUGGUCACAUGAGCCCCUCUAGGCCCUCAUCCAUGACUAUGCAUAUGAAGCAAAAUCACAAUUCUUAUGAUCUCUCCUCCUUAAUGAACAGUGCAGAAGCAACCUCAGUGACUACCAUGGCAAUGCCCCGGAGUUUCAUCAAUAUACCCACUAAUUCUUCCUCAGCAAAGUCAAGUAACAUUACUAGUGGUACAACACCAUCAACUGGUUUACAAGGCCGCCCAAAUGCCACAGGAAAUGGUGCAGUAAAAGUGAAGAAGAAGAGGGUGAGGGCAUCAAGGAGAGUCCCUACUACAGUGCUGAGAACAGACACCUCCAACUUUAAGGCCAUGGUCCAACACUUUACUGGAAUACCGGUAGACACCUCCUCCUCCUCCUCCUCCCCUACUACCACUGCAACUACUAAUCCAAGCUCUUCAGAACCUCCUUUUACCAAACCCCUUCCUCACCCUGCUGUCUGCAAGAUUCCACCUUCCACUCAAAACAAACCCUCCACCAGUUCUGCUGCUGCUACUGCUGCAACUAGUGCUUCAAAUGAUGGAGAACAACACUCUUUGUCUUUGCCUUCAUCCUUUUCUAGCCAAUCUGUCCAUGACAUUUCCUCUCCACUUCUUUCACCCAAUGUGUUCACUCCUGAUCCAGCUAAUAAUGAUAUCCCUGAAGAACAGACCAUGUCUAUGUCUAUGUCUGCCAUGGAUGCUGCUUUCUUUGAGAAACUGUGGAGCUAAAUCAGCUUUGGGAAUUAUGAGGAGCAAUGACACCACCAGGCAAAAACUGGCGUACAUUUAUUGCUGAGUACCUCUACAAGAAAUUUAAUAUAAGGAGAGAACUAAUCCUAUCAUCUUCCCAUGGAAAAAAACAAAACAAAUUUGAUGUUUUCAUAAUUCAUUAUUAUAGUUUUGAAACUUUUUUUUCUGGAUCUGAAAUAUCAAAUUCAGAAAUUUUUUAAUCCAGAAAAAUCUGUUUCAAAACUACUUUAUAUGAUUUUAUAAUAGUUGAAGAAGAACAGGAGCAGACAUUCCCUUUAAUGGAGGACAAUACAUUCAAUUAAUCAUUUCUUUUAUCUACCUUUGGAUUAUUGUGAAGAAUCUUAUUUGCUAGAUCCACUGAUAUGUAACAAAUUCAUGACCUCUAACAGAAAUCUACUUUCACUUGUACAAGUGAUGUUAUAUAUAUAUAUAUUUUUUUUU
Cryptomeria japonica (Japanese cedar) is the source of this 1407-nucleotide messenger RNA. RefSeq names its product cell wall integrity and stress response component 4. The record is from RefSeq and is a predicted model, not a curated record. Bases 73 to 945 code for a protein of 290 amino acids. NCBI's taxonomy places the organism in Eukaryota, Viridiplantae, Streptophyta, Pinopsida, Cupressales, Cupressaceae. The transcript has 3 exons.